UAAGCCAUCACUUGGUAGAGCUAGAGCAAACAUGUACAAAGUAGAUCUACCCCCAGAUCUGAAAGAAGCUGCGGCUAUUGAGCGGAGGAGAAACAGGGAGCAGCAAAGACAAAGUCGUGUUUUCAAUGCAAAAUUCCGAACCAUUGGGGUUGAUGUGGACACUCUUGAGAAACAAGUGCAGGAGAAGAAACAGAAGGAAGAGAUCGAGAAAGCUAGAGAUGAGGCAUUCGAUGCAAGCAGGCAGCACUACGAUAAAAUUGCCCAGAUGCUGGAGCAAGAACAACAAGCGGUAACACGAAACCUUGAUGUGGCUUUGGAAGACUUUAGGGUAAGGCAUCAGCAGCCAGAUACUCGAAGGGAGUUUGACCUGUAUGACCCUCAAGGCCUCAAGAAAGAUCGGCCUGCUCGAGUGUGUGAUGAUGACCCCAGAUGUGGUCCUGCAAGCCUACAGAAAUUUGCUGGGGAGGAUUUGAGUGAAAAGGAGAGAGCCAAGUUGCAGAAGGAUAUGAUCAAAAAAUGGUUGACAUUGCAGAAUGAAGAAACACAAAGGGCUGAAGCCCAACAAAAGUUUGCAGAUAAUUUAUAUGAUAAAAAGAGGAUAGAGCUAGAUGAACGAGCCCAGCAUCUGAGCAGGAUGGAAGAAGAAUGCAGGAAGGCAAUUGACAUGGCUACCAACAAUUUCAACGAAGCUUUGGCAUUAGAAAUCACAGAGCGCAGGAAUCUGGAAAAGCAACAAGAGGAAGAUAAUAAUUUUGCAGAAAUAUACAAUCACCUGACAGGGGAUAUCCUGACGGAAAACCCUGAUGUAGCAGUUAGCAAUUUAGGGCCACAGCGCAUUUUAACAGAUCGCUGGAAGGGUAUGUCCCCUGAGGAGCUAAAAGCCGUCUGGAACAUCCAGGAGCAGCAGAGACAGGAAAAACAGAGGCUGAAUGAGGAGGAGAAGCAGCGUGAUGCAGAGUGGGACAGACAGAGGACGCUGGCAGCACGAGCUUCGAUGACAUUAGAGCAGCAGGAAGAGGAAUUCAACAAGGAGCUGAGGAAGAGGAUUGAUUCUUACAACGAACAGCUGGGCAGAGAGCAGAGGGCUCAUUUGGAAUAUCUGCAAAAAGAAGUAUACACUAACAAGCCUACUGCACAUUUCUUCACUCAGUUCAACACCAGCAGUCGCUGAGACACUCUACAAGAGUCUCCUCUAUUGUGACCAAGUCAACUGGAUCACAAUCUACUAUUUGCUGUUGUCAUUACUUACAAAUAUAUAAACAACUAUGGAAACUUAGAAA
Molecule: messenger RNA, 1280 nt
Organism: Bombina bombina (fire-bellied toad)
Lineage: Eukaryota; Metazoa; Chordata; Amphibia; Anura; Bombinatoridae
Gene: RIBC1
Product: RIB43A domain with coiled-coils 1
Exons: 8
Coding region: 32-1171 (379 amino acids)
Source: RefSeq, a predicted model, not a curated record